This is a messenger RNA of Daucus carota subsp. sativus, 2199 nucleotides long. RefSeq names its product sodium/calcium exchanger NCL2. The record is from RefSeq and is a predicted model, not a curated record. The coding region runs from base 169 to 2052 and encodes 627 amino acids. NCBI's taxonomy places the organism in Eukaryota, Viridiplantae, Streptophyta, Magnoliopsida, Apiales, Apiaceae. Gene Ontology annotation, cellular component: membrane. The transcript has 8 exons. Gene Ontology annotation, molecular function: calcium ion binding; calcium:proton antiporter activity. Gene Ontology annotation, biological process: intracellular calcium ion homeostasis; calcium ion transmembrane transport.
UGAUUAGGUCUUAAGUAAAUUUAAUUACAAUAUUUGGUUGUUGCAGGGCUCAUAUCGAACAUAUUUUAGUAGCUGUUUCAGACCAUUAACUAGAGAAACUCUUUGCAUUAUAUAUAAUCCACAUUCUGAUUAAUCUAAACAUGCAUUUGAUAAGCCAGGCCUUUUGAAAUGGCUAAGUUCAUUGCAACAACUGUAAUCUCUGCAGUUCUGCUUCUAAUUUUCUUCAAUGCUGAAGUGAGUGGUCGAUUUUUGAAUUUUAAGGCCGCGGAUCAGGUGGUCUCAGAUGGUCAGGUUACUAGGAAUGCUGCUGAGGAAGCAAUCGAAUCCUCUGUUCUGCGGCUAAAGGGAAUGGAUCAUUCAGCUGAGGCGCAAUGUGAGCAUAUGUAUGGUUUUCUGCCAUGCGCAGAGAGUCUAUUAGGCCAUCUUUUUCUCAUUGCGGUCUAUGAGUUUAUAUUGUUUCAUGGCGAAAGUUAUCUUCUGUCUGGAGGUUCCCGGAUUUUUGAGAUUCUUGGGACUGGAUUUUUUGGUGCAAGUGGUUUUCCAGUCAUUGCUCAGCUUCCUGAGUCCUUGAUACUUCUUGUAACUGGGCUGUUUAGUAGCGAUGAAGGAGCUCAAGAGAACGUCUUGACUGGAGUAGGUAUGGUAGCAGGAUCGACAAUUUUGAACCUCACAUUAUUAUGGGCAGCUUGUCUAUUAUUCGGCCGCCAAGUUUUUGUACAAGAAGCUGAUGCCAACUCUGGCAAUGAGAGUUCUGCGGAAACUGAGAAAAAAAGAACUCCAACUAUAUGGACUGGUUAUGGCGUAGGGUCAGACGAAGAGACUAGUUUCACUGCAAAAGUUAUGCUUGCAUCACUAUUACCAUUGAUAAUAUUAGUACUACCAAAGAUUUUUGAUGUACCAUAUAAUUCGAGGGAAUAUAAUAUCGAUAUCCUAGUUACACUCUUUGCUCUGGUUGUGACCUUAGUUGCAUACUUCAUCUAUCAGUUUUCUCACCGUUCAAUACAAGAUAGAAGGUUAGAUUAUUUGAAAGCUGUACAUCAGACGCAUGUCCUAGCCGUGAUACAACAUGUUCAAGAGCUUAUACCCGAACUCGUGGAUAAGCAUGGCAGGCCUGAUGAAGCUGCAAUUGCAAAGUUGUUCAAAAAUUUGGAUACUGAUGGUGACGGAGAGUUGUCUGUCACUGAGAUCAUGGAACUCUUCCACAGAAUCAGACUGACUAGUAAAACAAAAGUUUUGGGCAGGGCUAAGAUUAUUGAGAGUUUUAUAAAGGAGUUCGAUCACGAUGGAGAUAAAAAAAUCAGCUUCCAAGAGUUCAUGGAUACAUUUAAAGAUUGGCUUAACACGGUCUGUGCAGUGGCUGAAUCCAAAAGGCAUUCUCCGGUCCCUGGACCUCAACUCAAGCAUUUUAUUGAGGUUGUUACUCCUCUAGUGGAGCAAGAAAAACGGAACAAUGUGAAAAAGGAACUCCUUGAAGAGGUUCAAAAUAUGAAAGAUGGAGGAUCCGAUGAGAAUAACGACUGGAUCAAGUUACUUGCGGCCAACAACAACCAAAACAAAGUUAACAGCUCUGCAGGGGCUUGGUUGAAAGCUAUAUGGCUACUAUUUAUUGGAAUACUCAUGUUAGCAGUUUUAGCAGAGCCUCUUAUACACACUGUUCAGAACUUUGCAUCUGCUGCAAAUAUACCGUCAUUUUAUGUUGCUUUUGUUUUAGUUCCUGUGGCUACCAGUGCUCGAACAGCCAUUUCAGCACUCGGAGCUGUCAGGGAAAAGAUACCAAAAAAUACCCUCUUGACAUUUUCUGAGAUUUAUGAUGCUGUGUUCAUGAACAAUGUUCUGGGAUUUUCUGUUCUUCUGUCUGUAGUUUACUUCCGUGGUCUGAUCUGGCAUUUUUCUGCUGAAGUGAUGAUUGUUGUUAUCGUCUGCUCUACAAUGGGCCUUAUUGCAUCAUUCAAAUCCAGAUUCCCAGUUUGGAUGAUGUUCGUCGCCAUCUUGCUAUAUCCAUUAUCUUUGAUCUUCGUGUACUUGGUAGAUGAUUACUUUUGGUUGCCCUGACUAUUCUUUUACCGGAAGCAAGUGUCUCUGUGUUUGAGCUCCUGCUGCAUUUUUAUUCAAUCAUGCUAGGAUUAUUUCUUGUUAUGCCUUCAAAAUAAACAUUGUAACGUGGUUUUUUUAUAUAUAGCAGUCACUUUAUUUUCUGCA